Bombus impatiens (common eastern bumble bee) is the source of this 1032-nucleotide messenger RNA. RefSeq names its product protein D2. The record is from RefSeq and is a predicted model, not a curated record. Lineage: Eukaryota; Metazoa; Arthropoda; Insecta; Hymenoptera; Apidae. The coding region runs from base 238 to 846 and encodes 202 amino acids. The transcript has 5 exons.
GAAGUUGUGAGGAAAGGAGCGCCAAGUAGCAAAUAAGAGGACGCGAACAUUCGCGAAAAGAGGGGGAGAAUCAUGGUCGUUCGACGCCAAAUGAAAAGAAAAGUUAAAUGCAAUAGGAAUUCUUGUCAGGUUAUAAGCUAGGAAAGGGGUGGGGGACGUAGUCGGUAGGAUAAAACGUUUCUACAGAGUCGAGCGUGUGUAGUCUGUCGAGGCUAAGUGCAACAGAACGAGAUAAAGAUGAAGUAUUCCAUGAUAAUAGGAAUUCUUGUCUGCGGUAUCCAUAUUAUCACCGGUACAGAUACUCGUACAAAAUUUGAGGAAGCACAAAUCGUACCCGAUAUACUAGACACGGCACCAACAGAGAAGAUCGAGGUCAAGUACGGAGACAAAGCGAUCGAUUUUGGAAAUGAGUUAACUCCCACGGAGACGCAAACGAUUCCAGAGAUUCAUUACAAGCACGAAGGGGGAGUACUUUACACGCUUGUAAUGACAGAUCCUGACGUACCGACUAGGAAGGGAUACAAUCGAGAAUUUCGACAUUGGUUGGUCGGAAAUAUUCCAGAAGAAAAUGUCGCGAAAGGAGAGGUACUAGCGGAAUAUGUUGGUCCAGCGCCGCCAAAAGGUAGCGGUAAACAUCGAUAUGUCUUUCUCGUUUACAAGCAGAAUCAAGGAUCCAUUACAUUCGACGAGAGAAGGCUGAGCAACAGGGAUGGUCCUCAACGAAGGCGAUUCAACAUAAAGAAGUUCGCAGAGAAAUACAACUUGGAAGGACCAAUAGCAGGGAACUUUAUGAGGGUGGAGUACGACGAUAACGUGCCGACAUACGCGAAACUUUUAGGAUUAUAAGACAGAGGAUUUUGAGUCGUGCACCCGGCUUACGAAGGAUAUUCUUUUCAUUGAUAUUUAUAGGUGAUGGUACGAAACAAUUAAUUGCCUGUACAAAUACGACUGCCGACCAACCGAGGUACGAUAUACUCGAUUUACAAUGAGCGAAAUAAGAUAAUAAACGUUUGAAGAAGAUAAUAGAUACGA